UUGCUGCUUCACACUGGCAUUCCGUAUCGCGUAUAUGAUACCACGUUUGGCUACCAGCAGCGCACAGUCGUUAAUGAGCGCUCGUCGAGUUCGCUUCGCAGGAAAUCACAGCUCGCGUUCGCACGCGUGUUCGUAAAAUCGUCGAUUUCGAAACGUGUUGGAAAGUGUUUGGAAAUUCUGAGAAUAUACAUAUUCGAUAGAGUAUAGAAACUGAACUUUAGUGAACCGAGUGAAGCAUGUCCAGUGCCCAAGUGUCACAACAACCGCCUCCACCGCCGCUGACCGCCAGCAGUAGCACCUCAAUGCCGUCGCAAUUGCUACUUAGCCACAUUCAGCACCACAGCAGCAGUCUGCAUCAUCAGCGCAGUCAUCAGCGAUCUUCGCCACCUGCCCAGGACUACGAUCAGGGCAGCAAUCAAUCCACACUCUCGCCCAGAUCCCAGAUAACACCCAGUCCGCCGGCAGCCAGUCCCACGCAUUCGGCGGCCACCACAGGAUCACCAGUUAGCACCUAUACGCCGGCCUUGAGUCCCGGUGGUGCACAGGAUAGCAGCCAAACGGAGAGUGGUCAGAGUUCACAGAUGCCUCUGCUAGUGGCUCCCAUGCCCGUGGGCACUGGUCCGCCACAUUCACAUCCACCGCCGCCCCAUCCUCGUCUCUAUGUGGAGGGUUUCCCGCCACCGCAUCACGUGCCGCAUCCACAUCCCGUCCUUAGCGCCUAUCCCCUGCCACGACUGCCUCUAAUGCUACCGGCAAAUCCACCAGGUGUGCCAUCUGGAGCAGCUGCACCACCGCCCGUCUCACCGCAGCCCGCUGCCAAUCACCUGAGCCACAGUGGAGCCACCAUGGCCACAACCACACUCCUGCCACCCGCCCAAAGUCAGCCCAAGAAAUCCUUCUGCAUCGAUGCCCUGCUGGCCAAGAGCCAACACCAGUCUGGUGAGCCACAGCCCAUCAUUGUGGAUGAUCGUCUGGCCGCCCUGCACUAUGCCCGGGAUCAGGCGGAACUCAAUCAUGCCUUCGUGACCGCCUCCAAUGCGGCGGCAGCUGCUCAGGCGGCUGCUUCGGCCGCCGGCGGCAUCAGCGAGCAGGAGGCACUGCAGCGCAUACGGGACUCCAGGGAGUACGACUCACCAAGUCCCGACGGCAUGUCAAGAUCGGAGUCGCCCACUUCGUCGCACCGCUCCAGUCCGCCCAUCAGUCCCGGUUGUGAGGAUCAGCAGCAGCCCCACGGUGCACUGCAUCCCCAGCAUCUGUCCAUGCGCAUGUCCGACUUCCACGACGAGUUCAAGAAGCCAAUUCCACCACACAGUCCCAUCAGACCACAGGAUUUCCCGCUCUACGCGGGCGGACAUCCCUACCAGCUGCUGGCCCAGGGUGGAUCCGCCUUCCACAGACCACUGGAUCCCUCAGGGAAACCCAUUCCGAUACCCAUGGGUCAUAAUUUCAUGCCGUCGCAGCUGCAAUUUGAGUUCCUGGCCCGCGCCGGAAUGUUGCACCAUCGAAUUCCCGAACUGGCCGCCUAUCCGCAUCAUGCGAUUCUGGGCAAGACCAGGAGACCACGAACCGCCUUUACAUCGCAGCAGCUCCUCGAACUGGAGAAGCAAUUCAAGCAGAACAAGUAUCUGAGUCGGCCCAAGCGAUUCGAGGUGGCCAGCGGUCUGAUGCUGUCCGAGACGCAGGUGAAGAUCUGGUUCCAGAAUCGUCGGAUGAAGUGGAAGCGCUCCAAGAAGGCGCAGCAGGAGGCCAAGGAGCGGGCAAAGGCCAACCAGCAGCAGCAGCAGCAGCAGACGCCCAGUGCCGCCAGUUAGGAGGAGUAGCAGUAAGGAGGAGCAGCCGGAGGAACUGUUGGAUCUGAAGGAGUGGUCUCCAAUCUAGUCAUGCCGCGAUCAAACCGCCGUCCCACCAUCCAAACGAGACACCCUGUAUUCUUGCCCCCAGUUUCAUUCGCGCAAUCGGUCGAAAUCUUUUUUGGGUUUUUUGCACUUUGAUUUCGCAUUAUUUUUUUUAUUUUGUGCCACAACAACUGGUCACUGUGUGAUAUAUGUGUGUAUAUGUAAACAAGAAAUAUAAAUUAAAUUCAUUACCCCCCUCUCUUUAGCCCCUUUAUGUACAUAAACAUAAAUCUAAAUAGGAACACGAACAUAAAUAACAAAGUAAACAUAAAUCUAAACUAAAUGAGUAAUGCUUAAGUAAAUAAAUUACAUUAAAUGCGAUUAGUUUAGUUGGUAAUUUGCAAUUCGCUUGUGUAAUUUGUGUAAAUAAUUGUAAUUAUGUAAUUGUAGUAUUUAAUAUUAACGGAAACAACAAGAGCCAUUGAGAAAAAUAACAAAUAUAAAAUGUAUAACAACGCAUUGCGAUUGAAUUAGUUAAUUUUCUGGAUUUUAUUUUCGAAAUCAAAAUUGGAAAAAAUAAAUCACUAAAAAUAUGA
Drosophila simulans is the source of this 2431-nucleotide messenger RNA. RefSeq names its product proline-rich receptor-like protein kinase PERK2 (gene exex). The transcript is spliced from 3 exons. Bases 237 to 1811 code for a protein of 524 amino acids. Gene Ontology annotation, molecular function: sequence-specific double-stranded DNA binding; DNA-binding transcription factor activity, RNA polymerase II-specific. The record is from RefSeq and is a predicted model, not a curated record. Gene Ontology annotation, biological process: regulation of DNA-templated transcription; spinal cord motor neuron cell fate specification; neuron projection morphogenesis. Lineage: Eukaryota; Metazoa; Arthropoda; Insecta; Diptera; Drosophilidae. Gene Ontology annotation, cellular component: nucleus.